Molecule: messenger RNA, 3172 nt
Organism: Phyllostomus hastatus (greater spear-nosed bat)
Lineage: Eukaryota; Metazoa; Chordata; Mammalia; Chiroptera; Phyllostomidae
Gene: PREPL
Product: prolyl endopeptidase like
Exons: 15
Coding region: 605-2788 (727 amino acids)
Biological process (GO): proteolysis
Cellular component (GO): cytoskeleton; Golgi apparatus
Molecular function (GO): serine-type endopeptidase activity
Source: RefSeq, a predicted model, not a curated record
UACUAUCAAAGAACCAAAAGGAUUAUAUUUUUGCGGGUUUAAGAACCCAGGAGAAAAGAAAAAUCCGUUCUUGACCACAGUAAAGAUGGCGAAAUCCGCUUAGUGCUCGUGCUGGAUUGGGGUUACGUAGAUCGGCGUGCUGCAAACCAGCUCUGGGUAGGUUGAGAUUCUGCAAGCUGCAGAACGCAGACCUCGGCUGGACGCGACGGAGGUUGCACCUCACUUACUCCUCUGAGCUUCUUCGCCGGCCUGCCUUCACUCUUUCGGUGUCCAGAGCCAGACUGACUUUGAAUUUGCUUGUCCCUAUGUGUGCCAGAGUCAGUGCUGCAUAAUGUGACUUGAUAGGACUGACUUUCCAAAUGAAACAGUUUAGACGCAUCUGCCAAGAAGUAAGAUUUGAAUGAAACUCUCACUUACACAAGUUUUCAGAUAUUUUAAUCUGAGUUCCCAGUUAUUCAUUACCUGAGGGGUGCAUGGCCCGGAAGGGGAGGGAUAAGAACUUCGGAUCUUAGAUGCUCUGAGAACCCACUACCGUAUAAUCAUACCUAUGAAAUCACUCAUGCUGGCAGCCCCAAAGGGAGCAUAAACCAGGGACUGUGCUAUCAUGCAGCAGAAGAGCAGAUUAUUUCUCCGAGUGUUGAAGUAUAGUAUUCCUCACCUUGGGAAAUGCAUGCAGAAACAGCAUUUCAAUCGCUGUACCUUCGCUGAUCAUUAUUACAGUAGAAUAAAAUUGAAAAAAUAUCACCCAACCAAGUGUCUGCAGAAUACACGCAAGAUAUCAGAGUUAGCAAGAAACAUCCCAAGUCGGAGCUUCUCAAGUAAGGAUUUUCCGCCAAUUAAACAAGAAAACGAAACAUCCCUUUCAGAAAACAUGGAUGCAUUUGAAAAAGUGAGAACAAAAUUAGAAACACAGCCACAAGAAGAAUACGAAAUCAUCAAUGCAGAGGUUAAACAUGGGGGUUUUGUUUACUAUCAAGAAGGUUGCUGCUUGGUUCGUUCAAAAGAUGAAGAAGCAGACAAUGAUAACUAUGAAGUUUUGUUCAAUUUGGAGGAACUUAAAUUAGACCAGCCCUUCAUUGACUGUAUCAGAGUUGCCCCUGAUGAAAAAUAUGUAGCCGCCAAAAUAAGAACGGAAGAUUCUGAAGCAUCUACCUGUAUAGUAGUGAAGCUCAGUGAUCAGCCUGUAAUGGAAGCUUCGUUCCCAAAUGUGUCCAGUUUUGAAUGGGUAAAGGAUGAAGAGGAAGAAGAUGUCUUAUUCUACACUUUCCAGAGAAACCUUCGCUGCCACGAUGUGUAUCGAGCCACUUUCGGUGACAACAAACGUAAUGAACGCUUUUACACGGAGAAAGACCCAAGCUAUUUUGUUUUCCUUUAUCUUACAAAAGAUAGCCGUUUCCUCACCAUAAACAUCAUGAACAAGACCACCUCGGAAGUGUGGCUGAUAGACGGCCUAAGUCCUUGGGACCCGCCAGUGCUUAUCCAGAAGCGAAUACAUGGGGUCCUUUACUACGUCGAGCACAGAGAUGAUGAGUUAUACAUUCUCACUAACGUCGGCGAGCCCACGGAAUUCAAGCUAAUGAGAACAGCAGCAGAUACCCCUGCUAUUAUGAAUUGGGACUUAUUUUUCACAAUGAAGAGAAAUACCAAAGUCGUAGACUUGGACAUGUUUAAGGAUCACUGUGUUCUGUUCCUGAAGCACAGCAAUCUACUUUAUGUCAAUGUGAUUGGCCUGGCAGAUGAUUCAGUUCGGUCUCUAAAGCUCCCUCCUUGGGCCUGUGGAUUCAUAAUGGAUACAAAUUCAGACCCAAAGAACUGUCCCUUUCAGCUUUGCUCUCCAAUACGCCCCCCCAAAUACUACACAUACAAGUUUGCAGAAGGCAAACUGUUUGAGGAGACUGGGCAUGAAGACCCGAUCACGAAGACUAGUCGUGUCCUACGUCUGGAAGCCAAAAGCAAAGACGGGAAAUCAGUGCCCAUGACAGUUUUCCACAAAACGGAUUCUGAGGACUUGCAGAAAAAGCCUCUCCUGGUGCACGUAUAUGGAGCUUACGGCAUGGAUCUGAAAAUGAACUUCCGGCCUGAAAGGCGGGUGUUGGUGGACGAUGGAUGGAUAUUAGCGUAUUGCCAUGUUCGGGGUGGUGGUGAGUUGGGCCUCCAGUGGCACGCUGAUGGCCGUUUAACUAAAAAACUCAAUGGCCUUGCUGACUUAGAAGCUUGCAUUAAGACGCUUCAUGGCCAAGGCUUUUCCCAGCCGAGCCUAACAACCCUGACAGCUUUCAGUGCUGGAGGGGUGCUUGUGGGAGCACUGUGCAAUGCUAAUCCAGAACUCUUGAGAGCUGUGACUUUGGAGGCACCUUUCUUGGAUGUUCUCAACACCAUGAUGGACACCACACUUCCGCUGACACUGGAAGAAUUGGAAGAGUGGGGGAAUCCUUCUUCUGACGAUAAACACAAGAACUACAUAAAACGAUACUGUCCCUAUCAAAACAUUAAACCUCAGCAUUAUCCUUCAGUUCACAUCACAGCUUAUGAAAAUGACGAACGUGUACCUCUGAAAGGAAUCGUAAACUAUACUGAGAAACUCAAGGAAGCGGUUGCAGAGCAUGCUAAGGACGCUGGUGAAGGCUAUCAGGCCCCCAAUAUUAUUUUAGACAUUCAGCCUGGAGGCAAUCACGUGAUUGAGGAUUCUCACAAAAAGAUUACAGCUCAAAUUAAAUUCCUGUACGAGGAACUUGGACUUGACAGCACCAGUGUGUUCGAGAAUCUUAAGAAAUACGUAAAAUUCUAAAAUGUUGUAUCUGAUGGGAAUUGGGAACACUGAAGUAUUUUCUAGUUUUACUUGCUAUUGGGUUAGCAAAAGUGAGCAUUUUUUUAAGUUAGUGAAUAGUUUAUAAAAAUUUGCUUCUCUCUCCAAAUUUUGUUUAGUGUACAUCUCACUUGUGGUGUUCUCUCCUUGGUGUUUUUGCUCCCUAACCUGGGAAAGUAAUUUUCUAAUCACGCUCCUUAGGAGGACGUGGAGCAGGGGGUGGGGGGAGGGGUGGUCACAGCAGAAACCACCGCCCCCCCCAUCAGUACAGCUCCAUUUUUGUCCGUUUCACUGAAAUUUUCUUUGAACAGUUUACAAAUCAAGGCCCUGCCUCUUUGCUAAUGAACAUUUUUGGUGGUAAGUCAU